Cornus florida is the source of this 1021-nucleotide messenger RNA. Its product is annotated as hemoglobin-2. The transcript has 6 exons. Lineage: Eukaryota; Viridiplantae; Streptophyta; Magnoliopsida; Cornales; Cornaceae. Gene Ontology annotation, molecular function: heme binding; oxygen binding. Bases 92 to 832 code for a protein of 246 amino acids. The record is from RefSeq and is a predicted model, not a curated record.
CUACCUGUUAAUGAAUGGUUAACCUUUCAGUGCUCCGCAGAGCUUUUUUGUAUCUUUAACAUUUCUACCUAUAUAUAUCUAUAAUAUUUCUAUGUUGCACAUUACAUUCAACACUAGUCUUCUUCAACCUUUGGAUAUGACUAUCUUGAAAAUCAACACUCCUUUCUCAAAUGCUACUACGCUCUUCUCAAAUGGAACCUCUGUGAGUGCUUCUGCUGAUUUUUCCAGGACUGCUGUGAUGAGAUUCUUAUAUCACCGAUCGUCGGAGUUGUCGUGGGUCAUGAGAGAUGGCUCAGGAUGUAGGCUUGCUUGCAGGACUCAAAGAAUUGUGACAAGAAAGAAUAGGAGAGUGGAAGUAAAAGCCUUUACAGAAGAGCAGGAAGCUCUGGUGGUGAAGUCGUGGAGUUCAAUGAAGAAGAAUGCUGGAGAAUUAGGUCUCAAAUUCUUCUUGAGGAUAUUUGAGAUCGCACCAUCAGCGAAGAACUUGUUCACAUUCUUGAGAGAUUCAGAUGUCCCUCCGGAGCAGAACCCAAAGCUCAAACCCCAUGCCAUGACGGUCUUUGUCAUGACGUGUGAAACAGCCGUGCAACUUCGGAAGGCUGGCAAGGUCAAUGUGAAAGAGUCAACUCUGAAAGAUUUGGGUUCUUCUCACCUCAAAUAUGGUGUGGUUGACGAACAUUAUGAGGUCACAAAGUAUGCAUUGUUGGAAACUAUAAAGGAAGCUGUCCCAGAAAUGUGGUGUCCAGAGAUGAAGCUUGCUUGGGGAGAAGCUUAUGAUCAGUUGGCCGCUGCCAUCAAGAAAGAAAUGAAGCCUCCUUCCCAGUUUCCUUAGGAGGAAAAAGAAAAUGGAAGAGAAUUCGAAAAUAAAAGAACCUCCAUGUGAAAAAAAAAAAAAGUUUGAGACCUUUCAUGACACCAUUAUUUUGAGAGUUGUAAGAUAAUUUUGUUCCAACUAAGAAACUUUAGAUGUCGCAUUUGUUCUUUUGCAUGUAAACGAAAAAAGUAGAUUGCUUUGCGUGUC